AUGAACUUCACAUGGUUUGCAAAAACAGCCGCCACAACUGCAUUUCUCGGGAGGCUCGGAGAUCUUUCGUUAGCAGGAGCCAAGUUGAGUUUUACCUUCGCAAACGUGACAGGAUUCUCAGUCUUAAACGGUCUCAGUGGUGCUAUGGAACCUAUUUGUGGACAAGCAUUUGGAGCCAAGAAUCAUAAGUUACUUCACAAGACCCUUGUCAUGUCAACUUCUUUUUUACUACUUGUCUCAAUUCCUAUCUCUUUCUUGUGGCUUAACGUGGACAAAAUCCUCAUAACAUGUGGCCAGCAAAAUGACAUUUCUACGGUAGCUAAGAAAUAUCUAAUUUAUCUCCUCCCUGAUUUAGCAGUCACAUCAUUUUUGUGUCCACUAAAGGCUUACUUGAGCACCCAAAAUGUUACAAUACCAAUUAUGUUAAGCUCAACUCUAGCUGUUGCUCUGCAUAUACCGAUUACUAUGUUACUUUCAUUGACUAAAGGGCUAGAAGUAAUUUCCAUGGCAUAUUGGAUAACAGACUUAAUAAUCAUGAUUCUUUUGGCUAUUUAUGUAAUGAUAGUAGAGAAUAGAAAGGGAGGGGAAUGGAAAGAAGGAGGCUGGUGGGAACAGGGGAUUCUUGAUUGGGUCAGAUUGCUUAAACUCUGUGGACCAUGUUGUCUUACUACUUGUCUUGAAUGGUGGUGUUAUGAGAUAUUGGUUUUGUUCACAGGGCGUCUCCCUAAUGCUAAACAAGCAGUUGGGAUUAUAGCCAUUGUAUUGAACUUUGAUUAUUUGCUCUUCUCUGUUAUGCUCUCGCUCGCGACAUGUGCGUCCGUUCACGUAUCCAACGAGCUCGGGGCAGAUAGUCCUGCCCCUGCUUACCGGGCAGCAUAUGUGUCAUUAGGCUUGAGUAUUAUUUUUGGGUUUCUAGGUGGCUCUGUAAUGGCAUGGGCAAGAGGAAUUCGGGGUCCUUUGUUUAGUCAUGACAAAGGGAUAAUAAGAGGAGUGAAGAAGAUCAUGUUGCUAAUGGCGUUAAUUGUAGUUGUUAACUUUCCUUUAGCAGUUUGUGGAGGAAUUGUUCGUGGAACAGCACGGCCUUGGCUAGGGAUAUACGCUAAUAUCGGUGGAUUUUACUUGUUGGCCUUGCCGUUGGGAGUAAUUUUGGCAUUCAAAGUUCAUCUUGGGCUUGUAGGUCUGUUAACAGGGUUUAUGGUUGGAGUAGUUAUUUGCUUGGCCUUGUUGUUGGUGUUUGUUGCUAGAAUUGAUUGGGUUGGAGAAGCUAAAAAAGCACAUAUGUUAGCCUGCAAUCAAGAAGAAGUUGCUGAUGAUCGGAAAAAUUCGUCCAUGGCUACGGAAAAUGGCUCAUGCUGAUAGAGGCCAACCUAGAAUAUUAGGAAUGGGUUCAAGUUUAUUGUCACGACUAUACUACUAUAAUACGUUAAGUAGUUUAAAUGCUGAAUCUCUCAUCCUCAUGACUAAAGUCACGCCUAACCUAUAAUAAUUGUCAUAAAAUAUAUCAAUCAUAAUAGGAAACUAAAGUUUGAGUA
Messenger RNA from Nicotiana tabacum (common tobacco), 1532 nucleotides. NCBI's taxonomy places the organism in Eukaryota, Viridiplantae, Streptophyta, Magnoliopsida, Solanales, Solanaceae. The record is from RefSeq and is a predicted model, not a curated record.